AAGGUGGUUCCAUGGUUGAUAUCCCAAUACAAUAACCCACAAUCUGUCCACAGCCAACCUUUCCAUAUCCAUCGGCAAGGCAAAGGACACUAUAUAACCUGGACUUCCACCUAAUCGUCGCUCGUGUAGCGUCCAUCUCUACAAACCUUCCACCACGCUUCAAAUCCUACCCACAACGCAAAAAUCUACGAUAUCAGCCUCCAGGUCUCAAACUAUCAAAAAUCAAUACCAACACUGUCAAUCGAGCAGAAUCUACCAGCUCCCAACACCUGUCGACUUCAGACACCCAACAACCCCAAUCCACCACAUCAACUCAAAACCAUCACCACAACAUCAUCAUCCACCAUGCCCAUCAUCCAGAACCCCUAUGUCGUCCCUCGCGUCCUCUCCGAAGACAUGAUCCCCAAAGCAUGGGAGCCCGCUACUCUCGAAUACGACACCCUUCCCUGGUGGGCCAUCAUGAUCGCCUUUUGCGCCGUACUCUUCCUCGGUGUCUUCAUGGUGUGGGCAUUUGGCUGGUUCACGUCAUGCUAUCGCAGGUGCGGAUGCUGCGCAGGAUGCUUUGAUGGCUUGUUUAAGUGUCGGUGCAGUAGGGCACGGAGGGCGAGGCGGAGGAGGGCAGGGGAUGUUGAGGCUCAGGGGUUUCGGGGUCAAAGAACUUAG
Messenger RNA from Aaosphaeria arxii CBS 175.79, 663 nucleotides. RefSeq lists its product as uncharacterized. Bases 346 to 663 code for a protein of 105 amino acids. The record is from RefSeq and is a predicted model, not a curated record. The transcript has 2 exons. NCBI's taxonomy places the organism in Eukaryota, Fungi, Ascomycota, Dothideomycetes, Pleosporales.